Messenger RNA from Thamnophis sirtalis, 2437 nucleotides. RefSeq names its product ras-related and estrogen-regulated growth inhibitor. NCBI's taxonomy places the organism in Eukaryota, Metazoa, Chordata, Lepidosauria, Squamata, Natricidae. Gene Ontology annotation, molecular function: GTP binding; GTPase activity. The record is from RefSeq and is a predicted model, not a curated record.
GUGCAUGGGGUUCCCGGUGGCAGUGAGCAGCGGUAUCCCCUCAAGCGUCUUGCGCGCCGUCGAGCGCCGGCCUCGCCAUGAGUUUCCCGCGGCCGCUGCGCAGAGCCGUCAGUUUGACCCCCGCGCGGACUCUCCGGCUGGUGGUGCUGGGGCAAGGCGCCGUGGGCAAAACAGCAUUGACAGUAAGAUUCAUCACGAAGCGAUUUAUUGGUGAUUAUGACCCUACUCUAGAGAUGAUUUACAGGCACACAGCAAUCAUAGAUGGAGACAUGGUUCAUUUUGAAAUUCUUGACACAGCAGGGCAGGAGGAAGAUUCUCUCCAAAUUGAAGAAAAGAUAAAGUGGGGAGAUGGAUUUGCUGUAGUUUAUUCUGUCACUGACAGGUGUAGCUUUGACGAGGUGAUGAGGCUGUGCUUUCUCAUUAACCACAUCCAUUCAAGCCCAAAGCGGAACAGUGGCAGUGGAGAACCCCCAGUUGUGAUCGUUGGAAACAAGAAGGACCUGCAGUUUGACCGAAUGGUAACCUUUGAGGAUGGAGAAAAUCUCUCCAAGGCUCUGAAGCAUCCCUUCUAUGAGAUCUCUACCAGGGACAGCUAUGAAGAGUCUGUUGUGGUCUUCAACACCUUAUAUGGUGAGCUGAUGAAGCAAGGGCAUUUUUCUCCAGGGUCCUUCAAGAGGCGAGCAUCAUCUAAGUUAAUGGAAAAGAUUCCCAAAAUCCAUGCCAAUUCAAGUCUAACUUCAGCAGGCAGGAGUCUCAGCUUCAAUUCAUUCAGGGACUACAUCCCAGAGUGAACAUUUGUCUAAACCGUUGUACAGUGAUGUUCGAAGCACACAGAGGCAGUUCAAGAUUAUAAGGGAGAGGCUGCAGGAUUGUUAGCACAAAGGGCAAGAGGCCUGCACAUUGUUAGGAAAACUUUUUUAAAAAAAAGAAUCCAUCAAAAUUGGAGUAUCUGAGUUUGGUCCUUAGCUGAUAGCACAAGGCUACGUGAUGCAACAGAACAACUUACUGGAUGUACCAAAGGACAGUCUAUACCUGAAUUUUGCUUUCCAAAACAUUUUUUAAAAAAAUCCAAUCCAAAAUUAAUGAUCCUUUCCCCCUCCCACUAUUUUCUUCUAACAAUUAAUAUUCAGUAGCCCACAAUCUCUGGCUCAAGGGAUUCCAUUUAGCCAAUGUGUCCAAUGUAUUUCACUUGGCCCAUUCCACAUACCUUUCCCCAUGGAUUUGUUCUCUUUCAUUUUAAACUUAAGUGAAGCUAGUAGCCAUCUUAAUGGCAGAGAAUUCUAGAAGUAAGUGAGUUGUAGCGUGUUCUCCUGUAGAGUCUUUUAAAUUUGGAUUUAAGAGCACUAUAAAGCUCCAUUGGGUUGGGCCCUUUUUAUUUUAUUUUCAACAACAGGAAAACAGGAAAACUAAAUGUCUUUGCAAAUGGGAAUUCAGGUGCUGAAUUCAACAAUCGUUGAGCCUUGUUAAGUGUUGAUCUCUCUUUUAUGUGGUUUACAACUGUGGUUUACAAGGUCUUAAAUAUAUUGUUAUCUCUCUGGUUCUUACUACUGAUCUGUCUUUUCCAACAAGCAUAACAUGUUUGCAACUUUUACAGAUUAAGACCAUUGCUAUCAUUUCUUUUUGAUGGAUGCAGUAAAAACCACCCUUAAUUAAUCAAAUAUACUUAGCCCACUGAAAAUGUUUGCUUGCUUGGGGAAAAGGGUGAUUUAUUUGCAUAAGAAGGUACAAGAAGAUCAGACUUCGUAGCCAGAAGGAAGAGAAUUCAGGGAAUUGGGCAAGUUUAGAGUAUCCUACAAGUUAGUAUUUAAAGGCCAUUAAGUCUACUACCAGGAAAUUCCAGGUACUCUUUGCCAGAGUAAUUUGAAUUCAGAUAAUUCAGAUAGUGUGGAUGAUAGGAGCCAAGAAUGUGUUCACCUGCCUCCCUUCUUUUCAGAUUUUGCUUGAAAAUGUGAAUAUAUGAAGCUGCCUCAUGGGAAGGUCCUUCUAGCCUAUGAGUUUAUAUUUAGACAGAUAGGAACUUUUUAACAUCUCAGCUUCACUGUUCCUUGAGAUGCUUUAACAAAUAAAAUGUUCCUUAUUUAAAGAAAAAUAACUGGAGAAAUGCUUGAAGCAUAUAUGGUUUGCCACAGAUCUACUGCCCCUCUUCAAGCUACCCCCCCACCCGGCCCAGGAGCUUCAUCUACUAGGCCAAUAUAUUGCUCAGACUCCCAGGCACCUGUUGUUCUGGAAGGAGAGAUGGCAGAUUAGUUGGUUCAGUUUGUUCCCUAAGGCUCCUACAUGGCUUCUUUGCUUUGGAAAACUAUUUAAAUAGCUGCUUGCUCACUUCUACUACUCACUUCUUUACAGUGGUUUUUGUGGCUUCUUUGCAAUACAGCACAAAGAAACAAAAGGUCUUAUGUCUCAAACAUGCAGAUAUUUUACAUACACCUUGAAGGAU